UAUUAAAUUAAUGAUACAUCCCUUUUCUCCCAUUCUUUAAUUUGUUCAUUUCAAUUUUUCUUUUACUCUUUAUGUCAGCUAUUGAAAUAUACAACUAGCCUAUAAUCAUCAAUUUUAUUUUAUGCAAACUGCUAGAUCCAUCUCAAACAAUGGCAAGUUAUCAGGGAGAACCGUCCGAUGCGAAGGCGCUUGCUUCAGCUGAACCUAACUGGCCGAACCCUGGUCUUCUUACAUUCAGAAAGCUGACAAUCAACAAGGGACAAAUCACCCGAGUAGAAGAAAAGAAGAUGGAAUCUAAUAUUCAAGCCCAAGACACUAUCCUUUGCAGUAACAUUUACAGUGAACAGUUCUGCAAUGCUGCCCGCAAUGUUAAAGGUGUGAUGCUCUACCACUCCUACAAGAAAAGUGAGGCAAUCAAGAUAUGGCAAGAGAUAUUAGUAUCAGAUAAAACCAAUCUAAAUGCACUACAGGACAUAACACUGGCAUACCAAAAACUACGCUACAACCGGAAGGCACAGGAGUAUGAAGCACAGCUGAGGAAGACGAUACGAGAUGCAAGCCCUGAUGCGAAGUGCAUGAUGUUUGCUAGGUGCCAGGCUGAACAGGGUUAUGCUUUAUCUCAAGAUCUGCAUACACAAUCCUGGAAAGGGAUCGACCUGCUUCAAGAACAAACCAAUUGCUACGAGGCGGCGCUUAAAAUGGCUAAGGGUCUCAUAAGCCAGAAGGAGAAGAGAGAUUGGCUUCUGUACACUGGUAAGGCAUAUGAAAGGCUUUGUCACGCUUCUUUCAGGGCUUAUAAUCAAGAUCUCUACAAGGAUUCCAUAGGAAGGGCAAUAGAGAAACUACAUGAAGCCCUCCAAAUGCCUGAUGAAAAUGCACUGUACCAGGCAGAGAUAUGGCUCACAAUUGGGAACAUGUUUUCUCGAGAUAAGAGCUGUGAAGCAUUUGUUCUUCCUCAACUUGUAGAACAAUGCUACAAAGAAGGCUGGGAAGAACCAAUAAUAUGCUACAAAAAGGCUUUAGAAUUUGAUCCCAACAAUCUGUGGCUUUUGGGUCGUAAAGGAAUUUGCCUCUUCAAGAAGCAAGAUUACGAUGGUGCCUUGGAAGCAUUCGAUCGAUGCAUUCAUGCUACUGACGACCUUCCACCCGAGGACCCACAGAGAAAUUCCUCCUGGAAUGCUCUGUGCCACAGAGCCAAGACAUACAUCAAGAAGGCCAAAAAAAUUGGCAUUCAAAGUGAAGAUGCCUACUUGUUUCUUGAGAAAGCACAACUGGAUGCAAACAGGGCAUUUGAAUUAACUCAAUUCCCCACAACACUUACUGUGGCAGGUGAAGUUAACCAUUUGCUCGCCAAGCAUCCACUGACCCCACGGAAAGAUGUUGAUCAUCUCAGAAACAUAGCUCUUGAUAGAUUCUAUGAGGCAUCAGUCUCACAAGAUGGUUCUACUUCCUCAGAUGUCUAUCUCAAGUGGGCAGAGUGUCUUCAAGAUGGCGAGGACUGGCCAUCAGCAAUCGAGUCUUUCAAAAUUGCUUUUGACAUCGAAGGCACUGGGGCAUACUUUCAUGCAUUACUCGCGUCAAAAUUGUUGAAUGCCAUGUUAGGAUACUACAAAGCCAAGGGGAGGCCAAAGCAUUUGUUUGGGGAAGUUGCAUUCUGGUUCAUCUACACCCAUAAGUCCUGCAAUGGUCCACAUAAGUACAUCAAAAUGCUUGACGGGGUAUAUGCUCCAGAGAUCUUGGAUAUACUGGAAUACAGCAGCCAACAUGUUUCUGACGAGUCAACCACAGUACGAGAAAUGAUAAAGACUUUCAAAGAAGUCAUGAAUGAAAGAUACAUACGAGAUAAGAACUUGAAAAUGAGACUGAGCAACCUUGGCAAGAAGAGGAACCCCCGUCUUUCACAAAGGCAAGAGCUUGAACCAACAGCAAUUCAAGAGGAUGAUGUACAUAAUGAUCGCCCACUGACAUUGGGUGUAGACUUUGACUUCUACAUCCUUCAUGAGGGAAACAACCCUGAGAUAAAAGGCUGGAUAAGGUAUUCACUGCUAACGGGUCUUGAAUGCAAGUUCUACGCCUUAAAAGGCUACUACCAUCAGAGAGACUCAAGACUUGGGGCACUGGAACAUGAAUCAAAGGCCAAGGCAAUGGAGAACUCUGCCAAGAUUCUCAUCGUUUUAAGCCACGGCUUUGACGCAAUCAAAAAUGUAACAACCGAAAUAGCCCAGUGUUUACAGGCUAAAAACACAGAAAAGGUCAUUGUCCUCCAGAGAGAGCCUGUGGAAGUGGCUACCAAGCUAAGAUGUUACAAGAAGUUUAAUUUCACUGUGCAAGUAGACCUUCCACAAUUGGCGAGGUACCUACUCCCAGAAAGUUCUCUAUGGGACAUCUAA
Messenger RNA from Strongylocentrotus purpuratus (purple sea urchin), 2390 nucleotides. RefSeq lists its product as uncharacterized. The transcript is spliced from 2 exons. The coding region runs from base 150 to 2390 and encodes 746 amino acids. Lineage: Eukaryota; Metazoa; Echinodermata; Echinoidea; Camarodonta; Strongylocentrotidae. The record is from RefSeq and is a predicted model, not a curated record. Gene Ontology annotation, biological process: signal transduction. Gene Ontology annotation, molecular function: protein binding.